This is a messenger RNA of Daucus carota subsp. sativus, 3155 nucleotides long. Its product is annotated as protein MEI2-like 5. Gene Ontology annotation, biological process: positive regulation of meiotic nuclear division. The transcript is spliced from 13 exons. The record is from RefSeq and is a predicted model, not a curated record. Gene Ontology annotation, molecular function: RNA binding. NCBI's taxonomy places the organism in Eukaryota, Viridiplantae, Streptophyta, Magnoliopsida, Apiales, Apiaceae. The coding region runs from base 209 to 2785 and encodes 858 amino acids.
GCCCCUGUGUGUUCUAGAGAGGGAGUAAAGAGUGAUUGAGUGGGAAAAAAAAUCAUUCUUGUAGAGUUUAUAUAACUCCUCUCGAUCAUGGUGAUGUAAAUUCUUGAAAGGUUUAAUUUAAGUUUUUCAAUUUGGGUUUUUUAAUUUUCAGGGUUUCUAGGGUUUGGUGAAGGGCUUAAAGCUUUGAUCUUUAUUGAAAAGUGAUGCAAUGCAACACUCUUCCGGCAACUCCUCUUUUGGUCCUUCAGAGAUCAAGUCAAUAAAAGUAUCUAAUGAGGAAGGUGGUCCUGAAGAACUUGGAAUAUUGCCAGGGUCUGACGGUUAUAAUGCCUUGAGCGACACCACUCUUUUCUCAAGCUCAUUACCUGUUCUUCCGCAUGGAAAAUUGAAACUAAAUAAUGCAGAAGAUGGUUUUCAAUCUGUUGAUGAUAUAUCUUCAACCUUGAACAAAGUAAUCACUGAGGGAGAUCCAGAAUUUCUUGGAAAUGAUGAAGAUCAUGCAAUUGGCAACUUGCUUCCUGAUGAUGAGGAUGAGCUUUUAGCUGGUAUAAUUGAUGGUUAUGACCGCUCUGGCUUUCCUAAACAUUUGGAUGACUUGGAAGAUUAUGAUCUUUUUGGAAGUGGAGGAGGUUUAGAGUUGGAACCUGAUGCACCUGAUAAAUUGAUUCGGGGAGUAUCAAGAAUCGGUUUGUCCGAUAGUCUCGUUGGCAAUGGGAUGGUUCAGUACAGUCUCUCAAAUGGUGUGGGAGUUGUUGCUGGAGAGCAUCCAUAUGGUGAGCACCCUUCGAGAACUCUAUUUGUUCGCAACAUAAAUAGUAAUGUGGAAGAUUCAGAGCUGCGAACAAUGUUUGAGCAAUAUGGCGAUAUAAGGACUCUAUACACUGCGUGCAAACACAGGGGUUUUGUGAUGAUAUCUUACUACGAUAUUCGUGCUGCUCGUACUGCUAUGCGGGCAUUACAAAACAAGCCACUACGAGGAAGGAAGCUGGAUAUUCACUUUUCAAUCCCAAAGGAUAACCCUUCAGACAAGGACAUGAAUCAAGGGACUUUGGUAGUUUUUAAUCUGGAACCAUCAGUUUCAAAUGAUGACCUUUUUCAAAUAUUUGGUGCUUAUGGCGAAGUUAAAGAGAUUAGGGAAACACCACACAAGCGGCAUCAUAAGUUUGUUGAGUUUUUCGAUGUUAGAGCCUCUGAAGCAGCACUUAGAUCCCUAAACAGGAGUGACAUUGCUGGGAAGCGCAUAAAGCUUGAACCUAGUCGACCAGGAGGAGCUCGUCGAAACCUGAUGUUGCAACUCAGUCAAGAUCUCGAACAUGAUGGUUCUCGGAGUUUUCGACUUCAAGUGGGCCCCUCAAUAACCAACUCUCCGCCAGGUAAUUGGUCCCUAUACGACAAACCCAUCGAGAACACUUCUCUACAAUCUCUUGCUAGAUCACCUGUUCUUGCUUCAAUGAGCCCUGCUGUUGGUAAUAGCUCACCUAAGUUAGCUUCCGUUCUGCAUCCUCAGUUAUCAAACCCCAGAAAGAUAGCACCAAUUGGCAAGGAUCUUGGAAGGGGUAGUCAUGGAGAUCAUACUUAUAUAAAUGGGAACCUAAAUCAAGGAUUUGGUUUUCAACAUUCACAUUCACUUCCAGAGCCGAAUGUGAAUCAAUUUUCAGCCACAUCCGCUUUUGGUGCUUCAAAUGGAUCUGGCAUUGGAACAUUAUCUGGUCCACAGUUUCUUUGGGGAAGUCCUAACUUGACAGCAGAGCAGUCUAAUUCAUCCAUGUGGCGACCACCACCAGUAAACCAACCAUUUAAUUCUAAUGGACAGUAUCCUGGCUUUACAUAUGCUGGCAAUCGUGGUUCUAUCAUCGGUUCAUCUCAGCCCCCUCAACAGCAUCAUCUUCACCAUGUUGGAUCGGCUCCCUCUAAUGUUCCUUUUGAAAGGCAUUUUAGUCCCUACCAGGACUCCCCAGACGCUUUAUUUAUGAAUCGUCCUGCUUUUGGAGGCACGGGUUUGAGUCACAUUGAUAAGAAUUUUAUGGGUCCCCGUAGUUCUGGGAAUGCCUUCUUGCCAGAAAACGGUUCCCCAAGUUUCGGCAUGGUGUCUUCUGCAAGGCCAAAUCCUAUGUUCCUUGGAAAUGGUCAUUACCAAGGGGUAUCACCCAUCAACACUGAAGUUUCAACUGAACGUGGUAGGAGCAGGCGUCUAGAUCAAAAUGCAAGCCAGAUAGACAACAAGAAACAGUUUCAGUUGGACCUGGAAAAGAUUCUUAAUGGAGGGGAUACAAGGACAACUCUAAUGAUUAAAAAUAUCCCCAACAAGUACACCUCAAAGAUGUUGCUAGGUGCUAUUGAUGAUAAUCACAAGGGUACUUAUGAUUUUUUCUAUCUGCCCAUUGAUUUUAAGAACAAAUGCAAUGUCGGUUAUGCAUUUAUCAACAUGCGGUCCCCAGCGCAUAUUAUCCCAUUCUACCAGGAAUUUAACGGGAAGAGGUGGGAGAAGUUUAAUAGCGAGAAGGUUGCUUUUUUGGCAUAUGCUCGAAUCCAAGGCAAGGAUGCCCUUGCAACCCACUUUCAAAACUCGAGCUUGAUGAAUGAAGAUAAACGCUGCAGGCCUAUACUUUUUCAUUCAGACGGCACAGAGGCUGGUGAACAGGUCAAUGAAGACUCUCUCCCAUCAAGUAGCUUUAAUGUUCAAAUAGCUCGGUCAAAGUUGUCAGAGUCAGGCCCGAGAGAAUCUCCUGGUAGUGCUGUGAAGGAUGGUGCAGGUGGGGGGAACUCUUCUAUAGAAGAAAUCUAAAGAGGAUGCAUGGAAGCAGCUAGCAGCUGCUGUCCUGUAUAUAUUAUAUGUGUCAAAUAGGAAGUAAGCAAAGUAAAUGGCUUUGUACAAGUACAGUGAAAAGGAGGGAGGUAUAAUUUUUAAAAAAAAAAACACAAAAGCUUCUGAUUGAUGCUGAGAUGAUAACCGGGCUUUGACAGAAACAGCUGAGAAUAAAUCUGAUUUCUAUGUAAUGUAGUUUAUGUAGUAUCUUGGGAUAUGUCUUUGGCAAGUCGGAAUUUUGGGUUUGGUCAUAAUUUAGAACUGGGGCGCUUCAGAGAUUUGAUACCUGAGCAAAUACCAGUUUAACUGGCUUUUGUAUAUUAUUAUUUUAGGUGACUUGUUUAAUUUC